Lynx canadensis (Canada lynx) is the source of this 2339-nucleotide messenger RNA. RefSeq names its product protocadherin beta-15-like. The record is from RefSeq and is a predicted model, not a curated record. Gene Ontology annotation, molecular function: calcium ion binding. The transcript has a single exon. NCBI's taxonomy places the organism in Eukaryota, Metazoa, Chordata, Mammalia, Carnivora, Felidae. Bases 54 to 2339 code for a protein of 761 amino acids. Gene Ontology annotation, biological process: homophilic cell-cell adhesion. Gene Ontology annotation, cellular component: plasma membrane.
UGCCUAAAGACCCAAUAAGUACCCAGAUUCUAAAGGCUUUUGGCGUUGGAGAAAUGGAGGCUGAAGAGGAGCGUUUUCCUAGACUAAGGCAAGUUCUUCUUCUCUUUGUUUUGCUGGCUCACACUUGUGCGGAGCGGGAAGAUUAUUUUAUUACAGAAGAAACAGAGAGUGGUUCUUUUGUGGCCAAUCUAGCAAAGGAUAUAGGGCUAGGGGCAAGAGAGCUCUCUCGGCGGAGGGCUCGGAUCAUUUUUAACAAUGACAAAAAGCAUUUUCAGCUGAACCUUCAGACUGGAGAUUUACAAGUAAAUGAGAAACUGGAUCGGGAAGAAUUGUGUGGCCCCACUGAACCUUGUGUACUGCAAUUUCAAGUGUUACUGGAAGAACCUUUGGAGGUAUAUAGGUAUAAGCUUUUGGUCACUGACAUAAAUGACAAUUCCCCUGUGUUCCCAGAGGCAGAAAUGAUUUUAAAAAUCAUGGAAAAUACUCUUCCAGGCGCUGUGUUUCCCCUGAAAAAUGCGCAAGAUUUGGAUGUAGGUGUCAAUAAUGUUCAAAACUACACCAUUUAUCCCAACUCCCAUUUCCACGUGCUCACCCGCAACAGCGGUGAAGGCAGAAAAUACCCGGAACUGGUUCUGGACAAAGCCCUAGAUCGAGAACAGCAGCCCGAGUUUAGAUUAACUCUCAUGGCAGUAGAUGGUGGAACUCCUCCCAAAACUGGGACUACCCUGGUCCUCAUUGAUGUUUUGGACAUCAAUGACAAUGCUCCUGAGUUUGUGCAGCCACUCUAUCGUGUGCAGAUCCUGGAAAACAGUCCCCUGGGAUCUCUUAUUGUCACUGUUUCCGCUAGAGAUUUAGACACAGGAAUAAACGGUGAAGUAGUCUAUUCAUUUUUCUAUGGCGAUGAAGAGAUUACUAGGACAUUUGCACUUAAUGAACUCACAGGAGAAAUUAAAAUAAUUAGGAAAUUAGAUUUUGAAAAAAUUAAGUCAUAUGAGCUGGAUAUUAAGGCUUCUGAUGGGGCAGGUCUUUCGGGAAAAUGCACUGUCAUAAUAGAGGUGGUGGAUAUAAAUGACAACACCCCAGAAAUGACGGUGGCUUCCCUUAUAAGUUCCAUCCCUGAAAAUUCCCCUGAGACCACGAUAGCUCUUUUCAGUAUUCAAGACCCAGACUCUGGGGAAAAUGGGAGGAUGGUUUGUUCCAUCCAGGAAGAUGUGCCGUUCACUCUGAAACAUUCUGUUGAAAAUUUCUACAAGUUAGUAACAGAAGGAGUGCUAGACAGAGAGACAAGAUCUGAGUACAACAUCACCAUCACCGUCACCGACUUAGGGACCCCCAGGCUGAAAACGCAGCACAACAUAACCGUGACGGUCUCCGACGUCAACGACAACGCCCCCGCCUUCAGCCAAACCACCUACACCCUGCGCGUCCGCGAGAACAACAGCCCCGCCCUGCACAUCGGCAGCGUGAGCGCCACGGACAGGGACUCGGGCGCCAACGCCCAGGUCACCUACUCGCUGCUGCCGCCCGCGGACCCGCAGCUGCCCCUGGCCUCCCUGGUGUCCAUCAACGCGGACAACGGGCAGCUGUUCGCGCUCAGGUCCCUGGAUUACGAGGCGCUGCAGGCGUUCGAGUUCGGCGUGCGCGCGGCCGACCGCGGCUCGCCCGCGCUCAGCAGCCAGGCGCGGGUGCGCGUGCUGGUGCUGGACGACAACGACAACGCGCCCUUCGUGCUGUACCCGCCGCAGAACGGCUCUGCGCCCUGCACCGAGCUGGUGCCCAGGGCGGCCGAGGCGGGCUACCUGGUGACCAAGGUGGUGGCGGUGGACGGCGACUCGGGCCAGAACGCCUGGCUGUCGUACCAGCUGCUCAAGGCCACGGAGCCCGGGCUGUUCGGCGUGUGGGCGCACAACGGCGAGGUGCGCACGGCCCGGCUGCUGAGCGAGCGCGACGCCGUCAAGCACAGGCUGGUGGUGCUGGUCAGGGACAAUGGCGAGCCGCCGCGCUCGGCCAGCGUCACGCUGCACGUGCUGCUGGUGGACGGCUUCUCGCAGCCCUACCUGCCGCUCCCGGAGGUGGCGGCGGCCGAGGCGCGGGCCGACCCGCUCACCGUCUACUUGGUCGUCGCCUUGGCGUCCGUGUCGUCGCUCUUCCUGUUCUCGGUGCUGGUGUUCGUGGCGGUGCGGCUGUGCAGGCGGAGCCGGGCGGCGUCUGCGGGUCGCUGUUCGGGGCCCGAGGGCCACUUUCCGGGCCACCUGGUGGACGUCAGCGGCGCGGGGACGCUGUCCCAGAGCUACCAGUACGAGGUGUGUCAGGAGAGGAUCUGGGACCAAGGAAUUUAA